Molecule: messenger RNA, 3477 nt
Organism: Pleuronectes platessa (European plaice)
Lineage: Eukaryota; Metazoa; Chordata; Actinopteri; Pleuronectiformes; Pleuronectidae
Gene: kcnh7b
Product: potassium voltage-gated channel subfamily H member 7
Exons: 17
Coding region: 1-3477 (1158 amino acids)
Biological process (GO): potassium ion transmembrane transport; regulation of ventricular cardiac muscle cell membrane repolarization; regulation of heart rate by cardiac conduction
Cellular component (GO): membrane
Molecular function (GO): inward rectifier potassium channel activity
Source: RefSeq, a predicted model, not a curated record
AUGCCUGUGAGAAGAGGUCACGUUGCGCCACAAAACACAUUCCUUGGAUUAAUUAUCCGGAAAUUCGAGGGGCAGAAUCGGAAAUUUCUGAUAGCCAAUGCCAGGGUGGAGAACUGUGCAAUCAUAUACUGCAACGAUGGCUUCUGCGAGAUGACGGGCUUCUCCAGAUCGGACAUCAUGCAGAAGCCGUGCACCUGUGACUUCCUGCACGGUGACCUGACGGACAAAGAGGCCAUCAGCCUGGUGUCCCAGGCUGUGCUGGGGUCCGAGGAGCGCAAGGUGGAGAUCACCUACUACCGCAAGGAUGGUACUGACUUCCAGUGUAACACUCACAUAAUCCCAGUGAAGAACGAGGAGGGCCUGGUGAUGAUGUUCAUCCUAAACUUUGACUACGUGCUGGAUGAAGGAAGUGACAGCUCCACGGAGAAGAUAAGCCCCGCCUCCCCAACGAAGUCAGACCAAAGGACGAGCAGAUUCUUCCGCUUCCGUCAGGCCGCUUUGAGCCUAAUGAACACUAAGCAGUCUCUUCCGCAAGAGGACCCAGACGCCGUGAUGGUGGACUCACCCAAAGAGAACCAGAACUCGGUGGCCCUGCAGAACCUCCCCUCACCCGCCAAGAGCGUUUGCAGUCCCAUCGAGGCGAACGACACGCACGCCCUCAUAAGCUCCAGCCGCCAUUCUUCCCAGGCGAGCGUCGGUCCGGAGCCACUUGACCAUUCAUCCCCUAAACUCCUCUGGGAGAAGCUGUACCAGAUGGAGGCGCACCAGUCCACCACCUCCCUGUCCAACACCUUCCCCAGAGGCAGCAUCAGCAGCAUGAGGCGAGCCUCGUCUGUCCAUGAAAUCGAGGCCUAUAGCUCCAAUUCCAAAGGCGUUUUCAGGGAUCGACAUUCCAAUGAAGGCCCUUUUAAUCACGUGAAGUCCAGCCGGCUUGGCUCUACUUCUGAUUCGAACAUCAACAAGUACAGCACCAUCCACAAGAUCCCCCUGAUUGCACUCAACUUCUCUGAGGGGGCCGACAAAAAGACUCACUCUCCGCCAACAUCGGAGAAAACCAUCAUCGCACCAAAGGUCAAAGACAGAACUCACAACGUCACGGAAAAAGUCACACAGGUCCUGUCGCUCGGAGCCGACGUCCUGCCCGAGUACAAACUCCAGACAUCCCGCAUUGACAAGUUCACCAUCCUCCACUACAGCCCCUUCAAAGCCGUGUGGGACUGGCUCAUCCUGCUGCUGGUCAUUUACACAGCAAUCCUCACUCCCUACUCUGCAGCUUUCCUCCUCAACGACCAGGAGGAGCAGAAGAGGCGUCAUUGCGGUUACUCCUGCAGCCCCCUCAACGUGGUGGACUUAAUGGUGGACAUAAUGUUCAUCAUCGACAUCCUCAUCAACUUCAGGACCACUUACGUAAACGUGAACGAGGAGGUGGUCAGCCAUCCAGCUAAGAUAGCGAUCCAUUACUUUAAAGGCUGGUUCCUUAUAGACAUGGUGGCUGCAAUCCCCUUUGACCUUCUUAUCUUUGGCUCAGGAUCGGAUGAGACCACCACUCUGAUUGGCCUGCUGAAGACAGCCAGGCUCCUGCGAUUGGUGCGUGUAGCCAGGAAGCUGGACCGCUACUCUGAGUAUGGAGCCGCAGUCCUCAUGUUGCUCAUGUGCAUCUUUGCGCUCAUCGCCCACUGGCUGGCCUGUAUAUGGUACGCCAUUGGCAACGUGGAGAAGCCCUAUUUGGAGCACAAGAUUGGCUGGCUGGACAAUCUGGGCGUGUCCAUAGGAAAGAGAUACAACUACAGCGACCCCAGCUCUGGUCCGUCUAUCAAGGACAAGUAUGUCACAGCACUUUACUUCACCUUCAGCAGUCUGACCAGCGUGGGCUUUGGAAAUGUUUCCCCGAACACCAACUCGGAGAAGAUCUUUUCCAUCUGCGUUAUGCUGAUUGGCUCCCUAAUGUACGCCAGCAUCUUCGGAAACGUCUCCGCCAUCAUCCAGAGGCUGUACUCAGGUACGGCUCGUUAUCAUGCUCAGAUGUUGAGGGUCAAGGAGUUCAUCCGCUUUCACCAGAUUCCCAACCCGCUGAGACAAAGGCUGGAGGAGUACUUCCAACACUCAUGGACCUACACCAACGGCAUUGAUAUGAACACGGAGGUGUUAAAAGGUUUUCCUGAGUGCCUGCAGGCAGACAUCUGCCUUCACCUCAACAACAGUCUUCUUCAGGACUGCAAAGCGUUCGAGGGAGCCACCAAAGGCUGCUUGAGGGCCCUCGCCAUGCGCUUCAAAACCACUCACGCCCCUCCUGGGGACACGCUGGUUCACAGUGGCGAUGUGCUCACCGCGCUCUACUUCAUGUCCCGCGGCUCCAUCGAGAUCCUGAAAGACGACAUCGUGGUUGCCAUCCUGGGGAAAAAUGACAUCUUUGGAGAAAUGAUCCAUCUGUUGGCCAAACCUGGGAAGUCCAGCUCCGACGUGCGAGCUCUAAGCUACUGUGACCUGAGCACCAUUCAGAGAGAGGAUCUGCUGGAGGUGCUGGACAUGUACCCGGAGUUCGCCGACUGCUUCCUCAACAACCUGGAGCUGACCUUUAACCUCAGAGACGAGGCUGUCCAGGCUUCAGGUUCCCAAGACUGUGAGUCAGAUGGCGAGGCCACUAAGAGCAUUAAGAGGAGAAUCUCCUUCACACCAGAUCUCUCCACAGGGGACAACAAGGAAGUGGUUAAGGAUGUGGGAGGAGAGAGGGAGUCGAACUUGUGCCUAAAGAGUUGCUCAGGAGUCCUGCGUCCCUCCUCACCCAAUCCCCCAGUCCUGGACACAGAGCUGAUUGUCAGAGACAGCCGGGGGAGAAAUGCAUCCUUUGAAGAUCUCCGCUGUGAUAAAUGGGCCUGUAAGAAGCCUGCAGACUACCUGGAUGAGUCAGCACAGUUCCAGGACCUGAGAGAGGAGGAUCAUUCUGCCAGCGAAAUCACGUACGGAGAGGUGGACCAGCGCUUAAGUCAGCUGCAGGAGCACUUAAACAGGAUGGAGUCCCAGAUGAUGUCGGACAUCCAGACCAUCCUGCAGCUGCUGCAGAGACAGCCGACUCUGGGACCUCCAGCCUAUAGCACUGUGACUGCCAGUCCAGACUAUCACAGACCUGCUGUGAAGGUUCAGCCAGUUGCUCUGCCCGCAAACCAUUUCUUCAGUCAUACAGCAACUCAAGGCCCCAACCACCAACUGGAGAACGUCAUUCAGGAAUCCAAAGACUCUCUGUCGAGCUUGGCCACCACGAAUGCACCCAUGGAGGACAGUCUCACAGCACUGCUUCAAGAACAAGAACAACAACAACAACAACAACAGCAGCAGACCACAGGCCAUCAACAGUCUGCACUGAUCCUUCUUCAAACUGAAACGUCCUCCUCCUCUUCCUCCCCACCUCUUCCCGACUCCAACCUCAACACGGCUGGACUCCAUAGACAUGUCUCAGACCCGGAGCUACCAGGACAAUGA